AUGGCUAAUGAAGAUAUCUUUUCAAUGCUCAAAGUAGGCCAAAAUGCUGCUUCUAAAAUAAGUAAAACCAAAAUUGCAAGAUUGAAAGAGACCGAUGUUUCGGGAAAUUUAAAUCAAGUGAAUCAAAGCAUACUAUCAAAGGACUUUAAUCUUAGAUGGAAAAUAUAUGGAACGCAUUUAAUAACUAAUAUACCUCAGCAAUUAGACGUAAAUAGCUAUUCUACUAGUAAAGGAGACCAGAAACUAAUAAAAAUCGCCGCAUUUGAUCUAGAUGGGACGUUGGUGGAUACCAAAACGGGCCUGAAGUUUGCUAGAGGAGCUAGUGAUUGGAGAUGGUGGACUUCAAAGGACUCGAAAAACCUGAAUGUGAUGGACAAAUUGAAAAAAUUAGUAACUGAUAAAUAUAUAAUUGUGAUUUUUUCAAAUCAAGGAGGAGUGGUAGCUACAAAGACAAGUAAAUCGUAUUUAGCAUUUACGGGCCGCGUUAAUAAUGUACUCAAAGAACUAAACACAGAGAAAGAAGUUCCAGGCGUACUUGUAUAUGCGUCACCAAAGAAGCCAUCGUCGAAGAAUCAGAAAAUUGCAGUUAGUUCUGACGAAGAUCAUGCUAUAAUGAGGAAACCAAAUAUAGGUAUGUGGAAUGAGCUUGCGAAGUAUUUUGAAGAUCAGGGUUAUACAAUAGAUACAAAUAAUAGUUUCUUUGUGGGAGAUGCGGCCGGAAGAUCGAAUGACUUUCUGGAUAGUGAUAAAAUGUUUGCUAGAAAUGCAGACCUACAAUUCAAGAUCCCCGAGGAGAUCUUUGGACCAUAA
Messenger RNA from Debaryomyces hansenii CBS767, 810 nucleotides. Its product is annotated as polynucleotide 3'-phosphatase. Gene Ontology annotation, molecular function: polynucleotide 3'-phosphatase activity; ATP-dependent polydeoxyribonucleotide 5'-hydroxyl-kinase activity; double-stranded DNA binding. The coding region runs from base 1 to 810 and encodes 269 amino acids. Gene Ontology annotation, biological process: DNA repair. The record is from RefSeq and is a predicted model, not a curated record. The transcript has a single exon. NCBI's taxonomy places the organism in Eukaryota, Fungi, Ascomycota, Pichiomycetes, Serinales, Debaryomycetaceae.